Messenger RNA from Cryptococcus amylolentus CBS 6039, 1115 nucleotides. Its product is annotated as pre-rRNA-processing protein PNO1, variant. Gene Ontology annotation, cellular component: nucleolus. The transcript has 3 exons. Gene Ontology annotation, molecular function: RNA binding. The record is from RefSeq and is a predicted model, not a curated record. Lineage: Eukaryota; Fungi; Basidiomycota; Tremellomycetes; Tremellales; Cryptococcaceae. Bases 50 to 691 code for a protein of 213 amino acids.
GCCGUCUAUACAUCCAUAUAUCUCCAUCUCAACCCUCUUUCUGUCCGCCAUGGCCCACAAAUCACACAGACACAAGGCCCUCCAGGCCCAGCUCGAGGCCCAGCCCACCAUCUCCCUCAUCUCCCAGAAAACCCGCAAGCCGGAAACGACACCAGUGGAUGUCGACAAUGACGGAGAUGUCCUCAUCGACAACGCCUCCGCUCCAGCCGGCCCCUCAGACGCUGCCGAGGCGUCUUCCUCGGGAUUCGCCCCUCUCAGUGCCGCCGCCCAAUCUACUGUGCUAAAAAACGAGUUCAGAAGAGUGCCCAUUCCUCCGCACCGAAUGACUCCCUUGAAGAGAGACUGGGUUAAUUUGUAUACUCCUAUGGUGGAAAUGCUUGGUCUGCAAGUUAGGAUGAACACGAAAAGGCGGGCCGUUGAGAUCAAGACCUCGGGUCACACUGUGGAUUCCGGAGCUAUUCAGAAAGGUGCCGAUUUCCUCAAGGCUUACGCCUUAGGAUUCGAUGUCAACGAUGCUUUGGCCCUGUUGAGAUUGGACGACCUCUAUCUGGAUUCUUUCGAGAUCAAAGAUGUCAAGACCCUUCAUGGCGACCACUUGGCUCGAGCUAUCGGUAUGUUCAUGCCCCGCCUAAUUUUCUGCAAUUGUAGCUUGAAACGUGAUCUGACUCUGUUCAGGUCGUAUAGCUGGUGAGGGCGGCAAAGUCAAGUUCUCCAUCGAGAAUGCUAGCAGAACACGAAUAGUCUUGGCCGACACGUGAGUGGAUUACCGGCUUCUUCUGCUUGGCAAAGGUGCGAGGUGUUCAGCAUUCUGACAAACUAUACAGACACAUCCAUAUCCUUGGAUCAGUCCAGAACAUCAAGAUUGCUCGUGAUGCUAUCGUCUCUUUGAUUCUCGGUUCGCCUCCAGGUAUGUCAUCGCUCAGCUCCCAGCCGGUCCAGCAGCUGACACCCGACAAAGGCAAGGUCUAUGCUCAUCUCAAGGCGGUCGGCGCGAGAAUGAAGCAACGAUUCUAAGACUACGUUACAUAUAUAUUCAUUUGUCUCUAUUCAUUGGGCAAGCUUGUACUGUUUCUAUACCCGCUCGCUGGCACACAUGCAUGUACACUAUAUCUCGC